UUGAGAUCAACGACACUAUUGGAAAUCAGAAAUUCAUGCGGUUUGUCGAUAAGGAAAGCUCGACACCAAGGACUACGGGAAAUUAUCGACAUUCGUGAUGGAUAUGGGUUGGUGCAACGUUAUUGGACUUCUUGCGUUUUACGUAGCGGUUGUCGUCACCCAACCGCGAGUCAAGACACCCUACGGCGAAAUUCAGGGAAUCUACGGCACUUCCUACAACGGAAAACAGUUUUCCCAGUUUUUGGGAGUGCCCUACGCGGAGCCGCCCAUUGGAGAUCUAAGAUUCGAGGUACCACAACCUUUGGAGAAAUGGAGUGGAAUUUGGAACGCGAACUUCUCAACGCACUGCAUCCAAGUGAAUCACCAGCCCGAGCCCGAGGGAGGCAUCUUGGAAGGCCAAGAAGACUGUCUAUACCUCAAUAUUUUCGUGCCCCACGCGAAAGGUCCACACGAUGUUAUCGUGCACAUUCACGGCGGUGCGUUCAACUUCGGGGGCCUGGACUGCUACGCCGGACCGGGGUAUUUGAUGGACGCCGACGUCGUUUUGGUUACGAUCAACUACCGGCUGGGCCCUUUGGGUUUCCUCAGCGCCGAGGACGAGGUGAUUCCGGGAAACGUCGGCAUGAAGGAUCAAUCUGCCGCGUUGAAGUGGAUCAAAGAAAACGUGGAGUAUUUCGGCGGCAAUCCUGAGUCGAUUACAAUUUCGGGUUUCUCGGCAGGUGGCGCCAGCGUACAUUACCACUACCUUUCCCCGCUGUCCAAAGGGUUGUUUCACAGAGGGAUAUCAGUGAGUGGUACUGCGCUGGCGCCGUGGAGCUUGCAGGAGAAUGCGAGGGAGAAGGCGCACAGGUUGGCAGCCGCGCUUGGUUGCCCUACGUCGCCCAGUGAGGAGCUGCUCAAGUGUCUCAAGGACAGGCCGGCCGUGCAAAUCGUCGACAGUGUUCGAAUGUUUAGACCGUGGCUGUACAAUCCAUUUUCACCCUUUGGAAUAGUCGUGGAGAAGAGUGGGGAUGGCGCCUUCUUGAACGAGCACCCUUACGUCUUGUUGAGCCAGGGGAAUGUACUCGAUCUUCCGUGGCUUACGUCGGUCGCGUCCGCAGAGGGUCUCUACCCGGCUGCAGAUUUCCUCCUAAAGGACCAUUACCUUGACGAUUUGGAGGAGAGAUGGGAAGAACUGGCACCUGCAGUUUUGGAUUAUAACUACACGCUUUCGCCCCAUUUGCACUCACGGGUCGCCGAACUGGUGAAGGAGUUCUACUUGAAGGGCGAGGACAUCUCGCCUGCGACUUUCGACGACCUUGUGGAAAUGAUCGGAGACAGACACUUCUUCGCGUCCGCGGAGAAGGCAUCAAAACUGCAAGCGGACAAAAAUGAAUCUCCCGUCUACUUCUACUACUUCAACUACAUGGGGGAGAAAGUCGGGACAUUUGCUGCCCUAUGGAGCACGUCUGAACACAGAUACGGUGUCUCCCACGGUGACGAUCUGGCUUUCGUCUUUUCAAGCACCCAACGCAAGCUCUCCAAGAUGACAUCGCGAGACGAAAAAAUGAAAGACAUCUUCAUCGACAUGUGGAAGUCGUUCGCUCACGGCGGCGUGCCCAAAGUGGACGAUGUCAAAUGGGAGCCGGUCUCGGACGAGCAGUUGCACUACCUCCGCAUUAACUCGCCCGAAGACAUGGAGUUGGAGUCGCCGGAGGAUUUUGGCAAUCGUGCCUUUUGGGACAAGAUACCUUUCCGGGAGGAUGAAAAUUUUGGCAAAGCCGUCAAAGACGAAUUGUAAAAUUUGUAAACAAACAACAAUCAUACUUUUGAAGGAUCUAUUAAAGAAUCCUCUUAUCUUACUUCGCA
This is a messenger RNA of Photinus pyralis (common eastern firefly), 1848 nucleotides long. Its product is annotated as venom carboxylesterase-6-like. The transcript has 9 exons. The coding region runs from base 98 to 1780 and encodes 560 amino acids. Lineage: Eukaryota; Metazoa; Arthropoda; Insecta; Coleoptera; Lampyridae. The record is from RefSeq and is a predicted model, not a curated record.